AAUUUUAAGUGAUAAGAUGGCGGAUGGGAAGAGUCAUACGUAGAUAGAGAUAUACCUUACAAUUUAACUGAACGGCGAUUCGUCAUCUUUAUGUCAUACUCGAGUCAAUAAAUAUUUUCUGCAGGGUCGUAACACAGCGCUUAUAAUCUACAGAUAAUGUGCUCAGUUCUCCCAAACUGAUUCCGGCAAUUUCAGAAUUAGUUUUAAAAUGUACAGGUGUCAAAAAUGUUGCGAUCAGGAGAAGUGAUUGAACGAUAAUAAAUGGACUUGCUGUGAUUUUUUUAUGGAACUGAAAUUAAUCUGAAUUCCACUUUUGAAGAGUUAAUUUCCUCUGCAUGUUGUAUUAUUUUCUGUAAAGGAUUGACAUUGUGAACUCUUUCCCAUUUCCAUUUAUUAGAAAAAAUUCCCAGUGUUCUGCCCUGAAAUAAUGUAGUAAUAUUGAGUAACAAUUUAGUGAAGAAAGUGAAGAUGUUUUACUGAACACAAUUUCUACAGAAUUAUCCCAUUUAGGUAGGAUCAGCGAAACGCGCCGAUUGGAAGGGAUUGACAGUUGGGCAAUUACCGGAGGGACAAUGGGUUGUCCGAUGAAAAGCACAGUGACAAUGAUGGUCAGGCCAAUGAUGCGAAGGGAUAUUGCGCUGGGAUUUUGUUUGGGUGUGCUGCUCUACAUUGUUUAUUUCGUUGUUAACAAUAAUUCGACAUGGAAGGAGAGCCUGUAUUUUCCUGAACAACACACGAGUGAUGAAGCUUCCCACAUUAGAAGAAAUGAGCCGGGCUUCAUAGAACCACUUCUGUCGACAGACGUGAAUGAGGCACCUGAGGAAGGCAAAGGUAUAUUUUUCCUCGAGACCUCCCCUUUCCGGGAAGAGGGUGUCUCCUUAACAGCGAGGCAGGCUUGUGCAGUGGAAUCAGCCGCCAGGAUGAACCCAACAAUGCAAGUUUACUUUUUGCUGCUCAAUCAAUCGAAAAUCUCGGCGAAAGCACAAGACUUUGUGAACAUAUUGUUGAGCUACGAGAACAUCAAGAUCAGACAGAUUUUCAUGAAAGAUUAUGUGAAGAACACACUUUUGGAGAAAUGGUGGGAUCCGAAGAUUCUCAGCCACAGUGGUUGGCCGACGCAUCACACGUCUGAUAUCCUUAGGUAUCUUACCCUCGCGAAAUUCGGGGGUAUUUAUCUCGACCUUGACGUCGUAGUCAUGAAAUCAUUGGAGCAUCUUACGAAUUUCGUGGGGGCUGAGGAUUGGAUGAACGUGGCUUCUGGUGUUCUGGGAUUCGGAAUAGAUGAUUUAGGCCGAAGGGUCGCUGACGCUUGUUUAACAGAAUUGAAGACGGAUUUCCGAGGCGAUAUGUGGGCGUACAAUGGACCAGGUGUUAUUACGAGAACUCUCAAAAAAUUGUGUGACACUGAACAUAUUCGUGAUAUGUCGAAAGAACGCUGCCAUGGAUUCACCGUCUACCCACCGUCAGCAUUUUACCCAAUUAGUUAUCCAGAUUGGAAAUUAUAUUUUGAAGCGAAAUCGAAAAACUCCACAAUGCAGACAAUCAAGGAUUCAUUUGCGAUUCAUACCUGGAACAAACUCAGCAGCGCAGGGGUCAUUACAGUCGGCAGUGAAGUGCCCUACGCCCUCGUAGCUAAUGAAUUUUGUCCAAAGAUUUAUCGGCAUUCUGGAAAAUUUUUCUAAACUCAAUGUUCAUCUUCCGUCCAGUAUUAUUCACAUCAAGGAGAUAAAUCCGCAUCUUUUCGUUGUCCGAAACGACGAAAUUCCAAACAUAAUGGUCACGCCACGUCAGUAAACUAAUAAUUAAUUUCAACAAUAGAAUUCAUUCUGAAAAUAACAGCGAAUAAAACUCUCGCCCAUGAUUUUAUAAUAAAAAAAAUAAAAAUUCUCCCGUACUGA
Molecule: messenger RNA, 1898 nt
Organism: Diachasma alloeum
Lineage: Eukaryota; Metazoa; Arthropoda; Insecta; Hymenoptera; Braconidae
Product: lactosylceramide 4-alpha-galactosyltransferase
Exons: 5
Coding region: 573-1682 (369 amino acids)
Biological process (GO): glycosphingolipid biosynthetic process
Molecular function (GO): alpha-1,4-N-acetylgalactosaminyltransferase activity
Source: RefSeq, a predicted model, not a curated record